Molecule: messenger RNA, 2567 nt
Organism: Brachypodium distachyon (stiff brome)
Lineage: Eukaryota; Viridiplantae; Streptophyta; Magnoliopsida; Poales; Poaceae
Product: protein ENHANCED DISEASE RESISTANCE 2
Exons: 22
Coding region: 56-2311 (751 amino acids)
Molecular function (GO): lipid binding
Source: RefSeq, a predicted model, not a curated record
CGUCCCCGGCAAGACGCCCGCCACCGCCGCAAACACCACCCUGGCGGCGUCCGUGAUGAGGGAGGCGGCGGCCAACGCCGUGCAGCACGAAGGGUGGAUGGUGCGCUACGGCCGGAGGAAGAUCGGGAGGUCAUUCUUCCAUACCCGAUACUUCGUGCUCGAGACCAAGCUGCUCGCCUACUACAAGAAGAAGCCCAAGGACAACAUGGUGCCGCUGAAGUCGCUGCUAAUUGACGGGAAUUGCAGGGUUGAAGAUAGAGGACUUAAAACACACCAUGGCCAAAUGAUCUAUGUCCUAUGCGUCUAUAACAAGAAGGAGAAGGAGCACCAAAUCACGAUGGGUGCCUAUGAUAUCGAAGAUGCGCUGGCCUGGAAAAAUAAGAUCGAGCUCAUCAUUGAUCAGCAGCAGGACUCCAUGACAGCUAAAGACCGCAAGGCCUUUGCUUCAAUGGACUUCGACAUGGAUCUUGGAGGACAGUUCUCAUUUUCAGACCAUGACAGCGCAGCUGAAGAUGAAGAAGAACGACCGAUUUUGACUCGUAGGACAACUAUAGGGAAUGGUCCCCCUGAAUCAAUUCAUGACUGGACCAAGGAGCCUGAUAUUGGUGGUGCGUCCAAUCAGAAUGAACCAAUCCAAUUUUCCUCCAAGAAGAAUUGGCGACUACUUAGAUGCCACAAUGGACUUCGGAUCUUCGAAGAACUUUUGGAAGUUGAUUACCUUGCAAGAAGCUGUAGCCGAGCUAUGAGGGCUGUGGGUGUAGUGGAAGCCACAUGCGAAGCCAUUUUUGGGCUGGUGAUGAGCAUGGACGUAACAAGAUAUGAGUGGGACUGUAGCUUUCGCUAUGGCAGCCUAGUUGAAGAGGUUGAUGGUCACACUGCAAUACUCUAUCAUAGGUUGCAGCUGCACUGGUGCCCAAUGUUAGUCUGGCCUCGGGAUCUUUGUUACGUUCGCUACUGGCGGCGCAAUGAUGAUGGAAGCUAUGUUGUGCUGUUUCGAUCUAUAGAGCAUCCAAACUGUGGCCGCCAACGAGGAUAUGUAAGGGCUUUUAUUGAAAGUGGGGGAUUCAAGAUUUCUCCUCUCAAGUGUCGCAACGGAAGACCCCGUACUCAGGUUCAACACCUUAUGCAAAUUGAUCUGAGAGGAUGGUUACUCAACUACUCCCCCUCCUUUCAGUAUCAUUCUUUGCUGCAGAUACAGAACUGUGUUGCUGGGCUACGUGAAUACUUUUCACAAACAGAUGAACUCCAUAUAACUCCAAGAAUUCCUGUGAUGGAAAACAUGUUUGAUCCAUCUACGGUGCAGAAAAACCAGAAGAACCCAGAAAUGGAAUCCAAGACUAAACCAGCAGAUAGAGGACAGUCAGAUAGUAAAACCAUGGGGAUAAUUGAUGAAGAAUCUGAUGAGGAUGAGGACUACCAAGUUCCUGAAGCUAAUAUAGAGGAAGACACCAACAAAUCUGACAGUGAUGCUAAGCGAACAGACGAGCCUCCCGAAAAAAUCGACUUAUCUUGCUUUUCGGGCAUCCUUCGUCGUGACCCGGAGGAGAAAAGCCGCAACUGUUGGACAGUACCUGAUAGCACACUCUUUAAAGUUCGUAGCAAGAACUUUCCUACUGACAAAUCAAAGAUACCUGCACCAAAUUAUCUGAUGGAGCUUGCGGCCAUUGACUGGUUUAAGGACACCAAGCGUAUGGAUAAUGUUGGUAGGCAGAAAGGCUGUGUUGCUCAGGUUGCUGCUGAGAAAGGGAUGUAUACAUUUGUUGCCAACAUACAGAUUCCUGGAUCAACUCAUUACAGCUUAGUGAUGUAUUUCGUCACAAGCUCCUUGAAAAAAGGAUCGUUGCUACAACGCUUCUUUGAUGGAGAUGAUGAAUUCCGUAAUAGCAGACUGAAGCUCAUACCCGCCGUUCCGAAGGGCUCUUGGAUAGUUCGACAGAGUGUUGGAAGCACCCCUUGUUUGCUGGGAAAGGCCGUCGAUUGCAGCUAUGUUCGUGCUCCGGGAUACUUGGAAGUGGAUGUUGAUAUUGGUUCAUCUGCGGUGGCCAACGGGGUUUUGGGCCUGGUUUUUGGUGUUGUCACAACACUAGUAGUUGACAUGGCCUUCCUAAUACAGGCGAACACAUAUGACGAGCUACCGGAGCAGGUCAUUGGCGCGGCUCGGCUGGCGCAUGUCGAACCGGCGGCGGCAAUAGUUCCUGACCUUGACAAUACCAGUGACAGCAACUGUAAAGAUAGCAACAACGACGACAACAACAAUAACAACAACAACACAUCCUCGGAGGACGACUCGUCCAACAAGAAAACCAACUGAUUUUAAUCUCAUUUCAUUGGCCAGCAGAUUAUUAAUUUGAUUCUUUUUCCUUAUCCUCUUCCCCAUUAGUUUCUUUGGAGGAAUUCCCCUUCCAUUAAUUUAGUCACUGAAGCAUUGCAUCAACUUGCACUCACAAGGAGUUGAGACAGUGUUCUUUUUUUCUUCUUCCUUGUUUCAUUUACAGUUCACUAAUUCUUUUGACACCAUCAUUAAUUUUUGUUGAUAUGUACUAUAAUCAAGAGUUGGUGUUUUAACU